Molecule: messenger RNA, 2780 nt
Organism: Drosophila eugracilis
Lineage: Eukaryota; Metazoa; Arthropoda; Insecta; Diptera; Drosophilidae
Gene: hoe2
Product: P protein
Exons: 7
Coding region: 16-2541 (841 amino acids)
Biological process (GO): transmembrane transport
Cellular component (GO): membrane
Source: RefSeq, a predicted model, not a curated record
CUGAUUUCCAAGACUAUGGGUCUGCGAGAUACAAUCCGUAAUCUACGGCCGGAUAGUCCCGGCCGGGACAAGGGAAGUAUCGAGCUUCAGCAUCGGAGUCCAAGGAGCGUGUGUCAUCAUAACCAGGUGGCCGCCGUCCAGGUCACCGAGCAGUCGCUACAGGUAUGGCGCGCACUGCCAGCCGAAAUUCGCCAUGAUCCCAGCAUGGCAAGUUUUCAGAUGGAGAACGAACGCAUCCACGGUUCCUCGGCAGGAGCCAGCGACGAUGAGGAUGAGGAGGGAUAUGAUGAGGUCAACAGAAAGAAUCGUGUUCAAGAUGAACCGGGAUCGAGUUAUGCGGGUUCCGACUUCUUGGACAUCAAGACCAGGCCUGGUGAUGAGAAUGCCACCGAUGACGAGGCUACCACCCAUUCUGACCACGAACCGGCUAAUGGACCGGGCAAUGCCAAAUCUCAGGCACGGCGGAUUCAUCACAAGUCCAAGCGCUCUAAGGAGCAGAGACAGCGAGAUAAAUUGUGGAAACGAGCUGGCUUGCUCCUCUUUUGGUUGCUUGCUGCCGUGGUGCUGAUCUCAGUAGGGGAGAAGCAUCUGCUGGAGAAGACUAUCGAUGUGCCACAGGGAGAUCAAGGAAAGUAUUUUAAAUUGUUGCAAAAACCCACCGGAGACUUUCGGCUGAAGAUCCAUGGCGCUUUUAGGGAGCUCUCCACGCUGGAUACCCCUGAAAAUGAGACUUUGAGCUUUGGAUUUCUAACUGUGCAGCCGCAGGUGUCUACUUACAUUGGCGAGAAUCGCAGUCAAGUGUUCCAGGACAUUCUUCCGGCUUGGCGUCUACCACUGCUCUCUGAAGAGGAGUUGGUACGUUCUCCGGCUGUGGCCAGUAAUCGCACUUACCAGAUGACUCAGGAACUGAGCGACAUCCUGGGAGAAAAGGAUAGCGAGUUCCGUUUGCAUAUCCACAGCGAUGUUGAGACGGAUUUGGCGAUUAUCCUAAACUACAAUCCAUUGAUAGUGAAUGCCAGAACGGGGAGUAUACUGGCUGGUCUGAUCUUAUUGAUCUUCUAUGCCUUGCUGGUGUGGGAACUCUUUGAAAGAACUUUUGUGGCUAUGAUAUGUUCUAUACUUUCGGUCACGGCUCUGGCCUGCUUUAAUGAUCGCCCAAACAUGGAUGAGAUUAUCCAAUGGAUGGAUAUGGAACUGCUGACCUUACUAUUUUGCAUGAUGUUGCUUAUUUUGAUACUGACGGAAACGGGAGUCUUUGACUACUUGGCUGUAUUUUGUUUUGAAAUAUCAGGUGGCAAGAUAUGGCCAAUGAUAUACAGUCUUUGUUUAGUCACCUGUCUAGUGUCCAGUGUGCUGGACAACAUGACAACAGUGCUGCUUCUUACACCAGUAGCUAUCCGUUUGUGUGAGGUGAUGCAGUUGGAUCCGCUGCCUGUGGUGAUGGGCAUCAUAGUACAUGCUAAUAUCGGAGGAGCACUUACACCCAUCGGAGAUCCCAUCAGUAUUAUAGUCAGCACUAAUCACUUUAUUGUUGAUAAUGAUGUCACCUUUCCCACCUUUGUGGCCCACACUUUCCCCGGGGUUCUGUUAGCUGUUUUCCAAAGUUGCAUAUAUCUGCGUCUGUUCUAUCACAAUAUCGACGCACUACGUCUCAAUGAACCCAAGGAGAUGAGUGAACUAAGAAGAGAGAUGAAGGUAUGGCAGAGGGCCCUUAAUGCAGUGGCCUCCUGUUCCAAGGAUGCGCAAUUAGUGAGGGGAACUCUUCAGGGUAAAGUUAAGCAGCUGAAGAGAACUCUUAGAAGAUUGCAAAAGGGUGUGGGAUCCUCGGAGGUCUAUACCAAUACCCUGGAUGAGCUUAAGCAAAAGUACCCGAUCAAAAACAAGACUCUGCUAUUGCAAUCCGCUGGAGCCCUAAUGUUCGUCAUAAUCUGCUUCUUUAUUCAAUCCGUGCCACAUUGGAGGACUCUGCCUCUCGGUUGGGUAGCUCUGCUGGGUGUGAUCCUGUUGCUGAUCAUUCUGAAUCGCGAUGACAUGGAGCAUCUGAUGCACCGCAUCGAAUGGACCACGUUACUCUUCUUUGCUGCCAUGUUUGUGAUGAUGGAGUGCGUGGAGCGACUGGGCAUCUUCUCCUGCAUAAGUGAGCUCACGGAACACGUGAUUCUUUCGGUGGGCAAGAAUCAUCGCCUGGCAAUGGCCAUUUUCAUGAUACUGUGGAUGUCUGCCCUGGCAUCCUCUAUAUUGGAUAGCAUUCCGGUGGCUGCCAUGAUGGUGAAGUUGGUCACAUCACUAGUGGCCAAGCCGUCGCUUGGAUUACCUCUCCAGCCUCUUGUUUGGGCGUUGACUCUGGGAGCUUCGAUGGGUGGGAAUGGAACGCUGUACGGAGCAUCAGCCAAUGUCAUUGCAGCUGGUAUUGCCGAACAACAUGGCUAUAAGCUCUCAUUCACCCGAUAUUUGAGGACAGUGUUUCCCAUGAUGCUGGGCCAGAUCACCCUGAUGACUGUCUAUCUACUCGUGGCUCACGUUGUCUUUGAAUGGCAUUGAGACUCUUUUCGUAUUUAUUAUCCCAGUCCCGAAUUAAUAAUAUAUUAUUAUAUCUAAUGGAAAAUGUUUUUUCACCUCGAAACUAUGGUUAUUUUGUGUCAGAUUUUACUGUAGUUAUUGUCCUUUUACAACCGAGUCUUGAUGUGUUUUCUGUAUUUUGAAAUAAAUAAUAAGAAUAUCUGUACCUAAGAGUUUAUUUGUGAUUGGCAAAUGAAUUAAAAUAUACAUAAAAUAUUGAA